Messenger RNA from Musa acuminata AAA Group (dessert banana), 1327 nucleotides. RefSeq names its product protein-ribulosamine 3-kinase, chloroplastic-like. The transcript is spliced from 9 exons. Bases 33 to 1118 code for a protein of 361 amino acids. The record is from RefSeq and is a predicted model, not a curated record. NCBI's taxonomy places the organism in Eukaryota, Viridiplantae, Streptophyta, Magnoliopsida, Zingiberales, Musaceae.
GAGUGAGUAGAGUUCGUGGCGGUGACGGCGGGAUGGUGCACGUGGGCGCCCCCCUAUCCGCCCCUUUCUCUCUCGGCGCCUCGUCUCCUCGCGCUCGUCGCCGCGCUUCUCUUCUCCCCAAACUCACUCGCCGGCGCUCAAUCAGUGAGUCUUCUUCCUCUGCUCCAAUUCGUUUGUGUUGUCGAUCGCUGGCUUCGUUGAUGGAUCGAAGCCCUAGUCGAUUAGCUCUGGCAUCCAUGGGAGAUGAUCCAAUUCGGGAAUGGAUUCUUACAGAAGGAAAGGCUACACAGAUUACAAGAAUCAGUCCCAUUGGUGGUGGUUGCAUUAAUCAUGCAAGCCGAUAUGACACUGAUUCUGGUUCCUUCUUUGUGAAGACAAACAGAAUCGGACCAUCAAUGUUUGAAGCAGAGUCCCUUGGUUUGAGUGCAAUGUAUGCCACCCAAUCAAUUCGUGUUCCUAUGCCAUAUAAGGUUGGACCUUUACCAACAGGUGGUUCUUUUAUUAUUAUGGAAUUUAUUGAAUUUGGGCCUUCCAGGGGAAGUCAGUCAGUGUUAGGAAGAAAGCUUGCAGAAAUGCAUCAAGCUGGAAAAUCUAGUAAGGGUUUUGGUUUUGAUAUUGACAACACUAUUGGCAGUACUCCCCAGAUAAACAGUUGGUCUUCAGAUUGGAUUGAUUUUUUUUCCGAGCAUAGAUUGGGGUACCAACUAAAGUUAGCAUUAGACCAAUAUGGGGACUCUGCAAUAUACGAAAAAGGUCAAAGAUUGAUGAAAAAUCUGCAACCACUUUUUGAAGGAGUUGUCAUUGAGCCAUGCUUACUCCAUGGAGACCUGUGGAGUGGUAAUAUCAGCUCUGACAAGAAUGGGGAUCCUGUUAUAUUGGAUCCAGCAUGUUACUAUGGUCACACUGAGGCAGAAUUUGGAAUGUCAUGGUGUGCAGGAUUUGGAGGAGCCUUCUAUUCGUCCUACUUUGAGGUGAUGCCAAAACAGCCAGGCUUCGAGAAGAGGAGGGAUCUCUACAUGCUCUACCAUUACUUGAAUCACUACAAUCUAUUUGGUUCAGGGUAUCGCUCAUCAGCUAUGUCGAUCAUAGAUGACUACUUGAGGAUGCUCGAAGUGUAGAUUCUCCCACUGAACCAUGGAACCUGUGCUUGGAAUUCAGUCUAUUAGAAACCCAUAGCUGCUUGUAAAUUCCGCUGUAAUUGAAGUGUAGAUUCUUUGGCCACCACGCCACUUGGAUUGUUGUGUUGUUCACGAAGGAAUUGUUCCGUGUGCAAACACUCAAGAUUGUGAAGCUAAUUUUCUUAUAAAAUAUAAUUGCUUCUCACGAA